GAACACACACAAAAAUAAUCUGAACACGACCUGUAAUAUGUGUGUAGUAUUGCUUAGAGCUACAAUGAAAUACAAACUUAAUUGAACAUCCAUGGCUACAACAACCUCGUCUUUUAUGUUUCUUAAAUCUCCCACCUCGUCACCAUCACCUUGUCAUACCAGAAUUGGCAGAAGUUUUAAAUUAAUCAAGGCUCAAUCUGAUGUCCGAAAGGAACAUGUUGUCAUUGUUGGUGGUGGGAUUGCAGGUCUUGCAACUGCUCUAUCCCUUCACAGGCUUGGUGUUCGAUCCCUUGUAUUGGAGCAAUCGGAGUCCCUUCGAACUGGUGGAACUUCACUUACCCUUUUCAAGAACGGGUGGAGUGUACUUGAUUCAAUUGGAGUAGCAAAUUAUCUCAGACCUCAAUAUUUAGAAAUUCAAGGGAUGGUGGUGAAGUCUGAGGAUGGGAGAGAACUACGUGCCUUCAAUUUCAAGCAAGAGGAUCAAAGCCAAGAAGUGCGUGCAGUGGAGAGGAGGGUACUUUUGGAAACCUUGGCUGCUCAGCUCCCUCCAGAUUCCAUUCAAUAUUCUUCACGGUUGGCCAGGAUUGAAGCAAGUCCAAAUGGGGAUACCUUACUGGAAUUCAAGGAUGGGUCUAAACUACUUGCACAGAUUGUAAUAGGGUGUGAUGGAAUUCGAUCACCAAUAGCUAAGUGGAUGGGAUUUGCUGAGCCCAAGUACGUUGGUCAUUGUGCUUUCCGUGGCCUUGCCUCCUAUUCAAAUGGACAACCUUUUGAACCAAGAGUGAAUUACAUCUAUGGAAAAGGGUUGCGUGCAGGAUAUGUUCCUGUUUCUCCUACCAAGGUCUAUUGGUUUAUCUGCUUCAACAGUUCAUCACCAGGUCCUAAGACAACUGAUUCAACUAUGCUAAAGAAGCAAGCUAAGGAGCUAGUUGAAAACUGGCCUCCAGAACUGUUAGACAUAAUGGAUUCUACACCAGACGACACUGUAAUAAAGACUCCAUUGGUGGAUCGGUGGCUAUGGCCUGCGAUAAGCCCUUCUGUUUCUGCAGGUAGAGUUGUGCUAGUUGGAGAUGCUUGGCACCCAAUGACUCCAAAUCUUGGUCAAGGAGCUUGUUGUGCACUUGAGGAUUCAGUGGUUCUUGCUAAAAAGCUUGCAGCAGCCAUAAACUCUAACGACACUUCUGUCGAAGAAGCUUUUGAAUCGUAUGGCAGCGAAAGAUGGCCGCGAGUAUUUCCACUAACCAUUCGCGCAAACCUUGUAGGUUCUGUUUUGCAGUGGGAUAACUCAUUGGUGUGUUCUAUUAGAAACAAUAUUGUCAUACCUAAGCUAGUAAAACUUGGUCCAUUGCUAGAGCACACAAAUUUUACUAGUGAAAGUCUAUAAAUAAUGAAAAGCAAUGCUGGUACAGUGAAACACAAAGGUGUGAUGUCAAUGGUUAAGGAUUUUAAUUUCUUCUGAAUCCAUUUCCCUAUUGUACACUUGAAUAUAUAUACACUUCAUAUCUCAUAUACAAACACAGACCUUGAUCCAUAAA
Cicer arietinum (chickpea) is the source of this 1535-nucleotide messenger RNA. Its product is annotated as monooxygenase 3. Gene Ontology annotation, molecular function: FAD binding. The record is from RefSeq and is a predicted model, not a curated record. Lineage: Eukaryota; Viridiplantae; Streptophyta; Magnoliopsida; Fabales; Fabaceae.